GACAAAGACAGAAAAUGAGUUUAAUAUUCCUGUCUCCUGAUAUAAUCACAUUCUAAAUUUAUAUUUAUCAGCAUGACUAUGAAUAAUUGUUGUCUUGAAGACUUCUAAUGAAAUUUAAAUUAUUUAAAAAUUAUUUGAAAUUUAAAUUAAAUUUAAAUUAUACUGAAGUUGGAGAUAACAGCGUAAAAUAUAAAGAAGAUUUUUCAAAAAAUUUUAUCAAACUUUAGUAAUAUUUCUUCAGUUGAACUCGACUAACAAAAUAAUAGCACGAAUCGUUACGAAUAACAUUAUAAUUGAUACGAAUAACCGAAAUAAAUUUCUUGUCGGUUAUCAACAACAAUAACAAAGUCUCGAUCACUCAUAAUCGUUAUUUGCAAUUAAAAAUACUUUAAUCGAGAAAAUAAUUACUAUCCCAAAAUUUUUUUUAUUUUGAUCGGUGGCAUUUUCAUUAUAUUUUAUUACACCAUAAUUCGUACGACAAGAAGCACGAAACGUCUUCAGGGGACGUUACGAUUAUGCAAUUUAUGUUUCACGGUGAACGAUGAAAGAAAACAGGCACAUCGACGAUGUUCAACCAGCAACGGUGGACGAGCACAUAAAACUGAUCCACGACGACAGGUCAGUCCACGAUGAGGAAUUCGUCAAAGUUACGCCAGACGACCUCCCCGAUUGGUUCGAUGAGAGGUUGUUCAAAAUAGGUCAGGCGGCUUACAUGGAUAAUAUUCUGGGAUUUGGAGUUGCGAACCUAACGGGUCUAAUAGCGAUACUAUCUGUCCCAGGUAUUGCAGAGAUGCUCGUGUUCACGAGGCGGAGUUCGACUGUCUCUUUAUCCUUCAGGCGAUAUAUGGAAACGUUGUUACUUAUAUACGAGCUAUUUAAAUCCGACAUGCUGAAAGCGGAUUCAAAGUGGUUCCAGGCGAUAAACGUGAUACGAUGGAAACACGCGUUAGCCACCAAGAGUCACAUAGAACGUGGAGGCAGUGGAAUAUACAUAAAGGACAUGGCCAUCACGCAAUUCGGGUUCAUUGGGUACGCUUUGACGUGCUCUGAUAAGGUCGGAUUGUCCCACUGUACCCUCGAACAAAGGGAGGGCUUCAAUUAUUUUUGGCGGGUCACGGCUCGCAUGUUAGGCAUAUCGGAUCGGUUGAACAUCUGUCGUAAAACGGUGGCUGAGACCACGGAGUUGUGCAGAAGAAUCGCAGGCGAGAUAAUUAAGAAACACUUGAAGGAUCCCUUGCCAGAAUCCGAGCAACUGGCAUCGUACGCGGUGCAAAGUCUGUGGUACAUCGAUCCCACUUACGACGAAGAUGCCAUCACAGCCCUUAUGAUGGACAUGACAGGAAUAAAAUAUAAGAAACAACUUGGAUGGUACUCGAAGUUAAACAUGAAGCUACGCGAAUGGAACUCGUAUCUCCACAGUGCUCCUUACAUCGGUAUAUUGGUCAGGACAAUUUCUAAUCGUAUAUUGAAAAUGCUUUACUGGCUGGGUGAGAACUACCCUAUACUUGCCAGGAUCGCGUUUGGCAAACAGAAAUCGAGUUUUUGCCCGUACCCGAAAAUAGAGUGAACGAAAUUUGGCUCAAAAAUAUUUUAAUGUACCUGAUCUCAUGGAAACAAAUAGCUCGAGUGAUCGAUAAAUACAUAAAUUCGAACGUUGCUUGAAUAACGAACGACGCGUAAUCGGAUUAAAAAAAUGUACUGAAGGUAUUAUAUUACCUUUCGUCGAUACUGGUGGAGUCGCCGAGUGAAAUGGAUGAUAGUAAUAUCGAUCGCCAGAGGUCACUACGUGUCGCGUGUCACUAAUUAAGUAUCCGAGCUGCAGCCGUCGAUAGACUGGAAACGGUAAUUAACAUGGGUAAAGUGAAACAGUAAACUUUUAUAAAGAAAAGUUAUUCAGUAACUUUUAACUUUUGAAUUAUUUCUUUUCUGUUUUGUCGUUCUGCUAUAAAGGUAAAGUCCUCUGUUAAUGCAAGACUUAGCGGACUAAUAGUUUCAGAGAAUACAUUUUGUUUUAUAAUUAUAUUCAUUGGACCCCUGCUAAUUCACAGCGUGUUAGACAAUUUUUUUAAUUUAUAUGUAUAGGUAAAAUUAAGCUUGACCUAAUCUAACUCGAGAUAACAAUACUAGUGUGCUGCAUGGCGCUAAUGCAAAGUUUCCCUUGGUCAUAAUAGCGAGUAAUACCAAUUUUCAGUAUUGUUUGUUGUUCUCUGGCAACAUGAAUCAUUCAAAUAUUGAUCCGAUUUUAUCAAAAUUUGACAAUAAUACCGUAAUCACAUUGCCUAUUCUAUGACGACAUUUACUUUUGUACAAUUGGUUUCUACGAUACAAUGAAAAUAUGGCUCCUGGAUGCAAUAUACUAUGUUUUAAAUGCCUCAGUUAUUACAAUUUUUUU
Messenger RNA from Colletes gigas, 2392 nucleotides. RefSeq lists its product as uncharacterized. Lineage: Eukaryota; Metazoa; Arthropoda; Insecta; Hymenoptera; Colletidae. The record is from RefSeq and is a predicted model, not a curated record. The transcript is spliced from 9 exons. The coding region runs from base 542 to 1567 and encodes 341 amino acids.